This is a messenger RNA of Cololabis saira (Pacific saury), 2564 nucleotides long. RefSeq names its product family with sequence similarity 219 member Aa (gene fam219aa). The coding region runs from base 376 to 822 and encodes 148 amino acids. Lineage: Eukaryota; Metazoa; Chordata; Actinopteri; Beloniformes; Belonidae. The record is from RefSeq and is a predicted model, not a curated record. The transcript has 7 exons.
CCGUCAGAUCAGGGUACUCUGCCAACACUGGAAAGUUGACCAAAAAUCCCAGCACCGAUGGUUAUCUUGAACAGAUAACAUGCAAAUGUGGAUAUUUAUCAAUGCCUGAAUUCUCUAUAGAGUGAGAGGUGAGAGGAGCUUUUAUGCUCCUCACAAAUGGAACAGCUCCUAGAAUGCAUCAGGGCUGCUGAAACUCUCCCUUGUGGGCUCUAAAACCUGAGGGAUCUCCAUAAGAACGCUCCUCCUGACUGAACAAAGGUGCUGACAUCAUGGUACAAAAUCAGUGUACUGAGUGAACCGGAACACACCGAAAAUGACCCAGCAGCGUCUUCCACCUCAGAGGCCGAGCCUGACGCCAAGGGGGAGAGUGUGGCCAUGAACUACAAGCCCUCGCAUCUGCAGGUUCAGAUAGAGAAACAGAGGGACCUUGCCAGGAAGGCAUCGGUGAAGAAUGGCACCGUGGGAAGUCCUGUCAAUCAACAGCCUAAGAAGAAUGCCAGGACAAGGUUGGUGGUGCCAAACAAAGGCUACUCUUCUCUGGACCAGAGCCCCGAUGAGAAGCCUCUGGUGGCGCUGGACACUGACAGUGAUGAUGACUUUGACAUGUCAAGAUACUCUUCAUCAGGAUACUCCUCAGCCGAGGUGAGAUGUCUGAGGGACCAGCAAAUCAACCAGGACCUGAACAUCCAGCUGUUGAAGGACGGCUACCGGCUCGAUGAGAUCCCAGAUGACGAGGACUUGGAUCUGAUCCCCCCUAAAGCCGUGAACCCUACCUGCAUGUGCUGCCAGGCUGCCCCUUCCACGGCCUGUCAAAUUCAGUAGCACUCCCUCCAUCUCUGCUGAUCAAAGAAGAAAAAACUAUUGGCUUGCAAAGGCUCAAAGGGAAAAUGACUUUAUAACUAAGGAAAACGCAAAACUGAAUAUGUGCAGUACGUGUGCAUGUUCCUCCUAUGGCAGGAUCAUGUUGGUUCAGCAGGGACUCGAGCGAUGGCAGAAACAUUACCUCCAAGGAAACGAUGUUUAUUCUCCUUCAUUUCAUGCUUGUGGAUUUUUGGGUUUACAAGGACCAUUCAUGAUUGUGCAAGAAAAGAAACAACAAAUGGGGUAGAAGGAAAUCGGCAAAAUGACCGGGUGUUAUAGCCGUGAUGGACCAUCCGAGCUGUCCACUUCUACUGUCGUAUUUACAGUUGUUGGUUAUUUAUCAAGGACAAAAAGAGACUGACAUUUAGCAUGAAGUUUAAGCAGUGGCCGUUGUCUUUUCCUCUUUUGUUUAAUUUCGUUCAGCCAGUCUCCUUUGUCUUCCUGCGCUGUAUGUGCCAGAUUUGAAAACAGACACGUGUCUCGUCAUCCCAAGAAAAACGAUGCGAACCCAUCAAGCUGCUUAUAAAAUACUAGUGCUCAUAUUGUCAACACUAAGGUAGUUAUCUAUCUGUUACUGAGAUUGUACUGCUUUUACCUGUUUUACAUUCAGUUAAAUGAAGCUUAAAAAUGUGCAUGUUGCCUGCUAACACUGUGUCCCGGUGACCAAUGUGCAGAAAGUUGGUCAGUUUUUAUUGUCCGGCAGCCACAUCCACCCAUAGCGGAGACAUUACGUGCUUUGCAAAACAGCAAGUCAUACAUACAGUAAGUUCACCUAUACUGUAAAAUCAGUAUAUUAAAAAAAAUAGCAUUCUAAUAAUGGCAAAGCUGAAUUGUGAAUUAGUGUGUAUUUUGUGUGUGUGGGUGUGUUUGUCCACAUUAGCGUCCACCACCGAUGGUAACAAUAGUUCCUAAACGUGAUAGAAUGAACAGAAGUGGAGAAAAAUGUUUGGAAAUGUACAGUUUUGGUCGUCUGAAUGAGAAGAAUGUGAAUGAAAUGAUGCCAAAAGCUUGGGUCAUUAUGUUGUUUUCAUAAAUAAGGCACUCCUAUUUUGCAUAGGUACUGUAAAUUUUCCUUUCUUUUUUGAGAUUUACUUAAAAUUUGUAUUUAUUUUGUUUGCAGGACUAAUUUAAUGCAUGCAUAUUCCUCCAGAUUUGCAGUAUGACUCAUUUGUCUAACGUGUGAACAAACUGCAGAAAUUGCUGUCUGCUGUCGCUUCAUUGAUAUCAGAACUGCUCAAAGGGAGUCAGCCAUGUCAUUUAGGGUUACUAAAUGUCUUGUUUUUUAAAUUUUUUUUAAAAUAAUUUUUAUGUUUGAUGGGUCAGUGCUGCUUUGAAAAAAAAAAGGUUAGGCUAAAAGUCCGAAUUGUCAUAUCAUUUUUGAAAAAUGUUUCUUUUUAAAGAACUCCACUGAACAUUCAUUAGGUUUUAUUAAACUUACUAGAAUAGUAGCUGGCAAACGUGUGUGUGUGUGUGUGCGUGCGUGUGUGUGUGCGCGUGUGUGUGUGCAUGUGUGCGUGCAUGUGUGCGUGCGUGCUUUUAUUGCUUAUAAUGUUUGCACUAGUUAAUAUUCUGAUGUUUAAGGGAUCUGAAAGAUUGCUCAUAUACAAUGAACAAUCUUUUUUUUUUUUUUUUUUUUUUCUUUUUUAAAGAUAUGACUGUUUAUCAUUAACUAUGAAGCUUCCAUAACUACUUAUUGGCUGAUU